UUUAUCAUAAGUUUCUUUCUUCCCCAUUUCCAGCAUACAUAAAUGGCUUUAUACAUAUUAAGAUUUCCUUGCAAGAUUCGGGAGCAGAAGAGUUACGUCGGACUUAGAGCUGCGUCGUGUAAAGUCAGAAUCAUUCCUUUCCGAAGCAAAGACAUUGCUUGUCAACUACAAAGGAUCGAGGCGCCUUCACUUCCAAGUAAUCCAGCUGCACCAUUGAAUGAUCAGCCUCUUCUAAGCCGACGCGCACGUCGUAACCGCAAGUGCCCUACCCAGAGAGAUGCUUUUCGAGAGACUAAUAUCUCUCCGGCAAAUUUAAUAUACCCCCUCUUCAUUCACGAAGUUGAGGUAGACAUUCCGAUAACAACGAUGCCUGGACGUUACAUGCUUGGCUGGAGACACGGCCUCAUCGAAGAAGUUGCAAGGGCACGAGAUGUUGGUGUGAAUAGCAUAAAAUUGUAUCCUAAAGUUCCCGAAGCGUUAAAGUCUCCAACAGGGGAAGAGGCAUAUAACGAUAACGGUCUAGUGCCUCGGACAGUUCGUCUUCUCAAGGACAGAUUCCCUGAUAUUGUUAUCUACACUGAUGUCAAUUUUGAUGAGUACUCAACAACUGGGCAUGGUGGGAUCGUAAGAGAAGAUGGUGUGAUACUGAAUGAUGAAACGAUACACCAAUUGCGGAAACAAGCAGUUUCUCAGGCACGAGCUGGAGCUGAUGUUGUAUGUACGAGUGAGAUGUUGGAUGGUCGUGUAGGCGCGAUUCGUGCAGCUCUAGAUGCUGAGAGCUUUCAACAUGUGUCCAUUAUGUCUUACUCUGUCAAGUACACAAGUUCAUUAUACGGUCGUUUUCGCCAAGUGGAAUUGGACAAGAAAACUUAUCAGAUAAACCCAGCAAAUUCAAGAGAGGCAUUGCUCGAAGCACGAGAAGACGAAGCUGAAGGAGCUGAUAUUCUAAUGGUGAAGCCAGCACUCCCAUCUCUCGAUAUCAUACGCUUAUUGAAGGACCAGACUUUGUUGCCCAUUGGAGCUUGUCAGGUUUCGGGUGAGUACUCCAUGAUCAAAGCUGCUGGACUUCUCAAGAUGAUCGAUGAGGAAAAAGUUAUGAUGGAGUCAUUGAUCUGUAUGCGCCGAGCUGGUGCAGAUGUUAUUCUUACAUACUUUGCUCUUCAAGCUGCUACAAUAUUAUCCAGUGCGAACACAAAAACUAUAUUCAACUAGUACUCCAUUGAGUUUAUUUAAUUUCUGUCUUAUGUAGUAUAAGAUAAAUUGUUUAAAUAAUG
Molecule: messenger RNA, 1274 nt
Organism: Arabidopsis arenosa
Lineage: Eukaryota; Viridiplantae; Streptophyta; Magnoliopsida; Brassicales; Brassicaceae
Source: the annotation of a GenBank genome assembly